This is a messenger RNA of Mercurialis annua (annual mercury), 782 nucleotides long. RefSeq lists its product as uncharacterized. The record is from RefSeq and is a predicted model, not a curated record. NCBI's taxonomy places the organism in Eukaryota, Viridiplantae, Streptophyta, Magnoliopsida, Malpighiales, Euphorbiaceae. The coding region runs from base 23 to 400 and encodes 125 amino acids. The transcript has 2 exons.
AUACAUCUACCUAUCCAUAAAAAUGAUCACAAAACAGAAAUUACAGAACAAAAGUAUUGAAAACAUGAAUUCAAUUAGGCCAUUAGUUUCCUUUUUUAUACUACUCACUGCUCUGUUUACCUUAAGCGAGGUUAAGACAACUAGCGCAGCUCCUAGUGCUGCCCAGUGCCAAGAAGAGAGAACGCUCGGCCUUAAUGCUUGCAAGCCAGUCGUGUACGGCAGGUCACCGUCGGCGGAGUGUUGCCACCGAAUCAGAGUUUCACACGUGGAAUGUGUUUGCCCUUCGAUCACCCCGAAAAUAGCUGUACUCAUCGAUGUUAACCGCGCAGUUCGAGUCGUUGAAGGCUGUGGUCGGAGAGUUCCUCGUCAUUACAAGUGUGGAAGUAUCACAACUCCGUGAAAAUUGAUGAUUGCAGGAGACUUUUGGAUCAUAUUAUAGUAUGGGUGUGCUAUUAUAAAUAAGGGUUUGAUUGUACAUAAUUUGGUUUAUGUUCUUGCUUAUUUUGGCUAGUUAAUUGAUCACUUACACCCAGAAGACGAGUAACAGGUCUGUUCGUCUUCCACCAUGGAAUUAGACCUGCUCGUUUUCCUUUAUGGAAGAUGAGCCAGAUUUAAUUUGACGGGCCCUAAAACGACAGGUCCGAGGGCGGCGAGUCGGAGGAAGGCGGCACCGAAAUUGAAAGCGUUUAAAAGUAUUUAGUGUACUAAAUGAUUUUUGGCUUUUAAAAUAUUAUUGAUAAUUAAUUUACAUUAAUUAAGAAAAAUUACUAUCAUUUGUCGAA